CCAAGAUCUUGUACGGAGUAUUACUGAAUAAAAUCAGUCCAACGCUCACUUCCCAAACCCUUUCCAACAGAAUCAGAAAUGACGACCGGUUUGAAGAAGAAUCGGAAGAAGCGCGGCCAUGUCAGCGCCGGUCACGGGCGGAUAGGUAAGCACCGCAAACAUCCCAGUGGUCGCGGUAACGCCGGCGGUAUGCAUCACCACCGGAUCCUGUUCGACAAGUAUCACCCUGGCUAUUUCGGGAAGGUCGGUAUGCGAUAUUUCCAUAAGCUCAGGAACAAGUUCUUUUGCCCCACGGUGAACAUCGACAAGAUCUGGUCCCUUCUCCCGCCGGAGGCGAAGGAAAAGGCGGCCAAGAGCAAGGAUUCCGCUCCCCUUGUCGACGUCACCCAGUUCGGCUACUUUAAGGUGUUAGGUAAGGGUGUCUUGCCGCCAUCCCAGCCAUUUGUGGUGAAGGCGAAGCUCAUCUCUAAGACGGCUGAGAGGAAGAUUAAGGCGGCCGGUGGUGCCGUCCUCCUAACAGCAUAGGUUUAUUUCUUUUUCAGUUUUACUUUGUUUGAUGCCUUUUUGGUCUAUGAAAUUUUCCCUGACUUUUGCAAUGAACUGGUUAAGAAUUGUGUGUUUAUUCCUCGUCUAUCAUAUAUUUAGUUUUUCGUGUUUCAAACAAAAAGAGAGAAUAAAAGCAGUCCAGCACUACCAGCUCCCAACAUUGUCCAUGAUUAUCAAUUGUUAUCUGUAAGCAAAAACAUACUAAGUGUGGCUCUGGGAGUUGAACCAACCGGCUUUGAACAUUGAGACCCUAUGAACAGCCCAUUUUAUAGCCUCAUUUUUCAUCAUUCUCAUACUUGAUGUAUUGAGCCUUAGCUAAAGCAUAAAUAGCAGCAAUCUAAUCACGAGCAUCUUUCAUAAGGAAUACGUUUUCCAACAUCGUAUACGACAUUCAGGAAUAUCCAUACGAGCAGGCAAAAUCAUAUUGAAAUCCUGAUUUUCAUAGCUGAGGAUGCUAUCAGGGGAUCAUAGAAAAGCAGACUUUCGAGCUCACAAAUAAAAUCCCAAGCGUAGAGCAAGUCUUCCUUACUAUAGGGAUGAUGGAUUGGCUUAUUUGAAUUUAGGAUAUUGCCCUUGGAGUCAAUGAAAUCCAUGGGAUCAACCAAUUCCAAUAGCUUGCUAAUCUUACCUAGCUUUUUGUCAUCAUCAUCAUUAGGUUUUCUGCCAACAUACAUGAUACAUCAAUAACCCAUUCAUGGCUCCUUUUCCUAAACGUCUGAGCAUCCGGUUGUUGAUCACUAAUGUUCUUCUACGCUUCUAGCUAGAUGGUUUUGUAGAAGUUAUGGAGAUGAAGAUGAGUUACCUAUUGAGAUUCUAGGACAGAUUGUGAAGAACUCAAAUCAUUUGUUCAAACAUAUCUAUACAGGUGGAACUCAGAAGUGUGCAGGAAAUGUGAAAACAGUUUGGACGAACAGAUUAUGGCACUAGCGAAAAUGAAAAUAUUAAAUUUAGGCGGCGUAAUUAUUUCUUAUUCCAUAUUUGCAUGCUCUUUAUUGUUCCUAUGUAGAAAACUAUGUAACAAAUCUAUUUAAUACCCUGGACGUUUUACCUUCUCAAGAAAUGGAACUAUGGAAGGUAAAAGCCUCCAAGGACGGCUCAUCAGAAAAUGAAAGUGCAUUUUAUUAUUCUCUCUAGAGUUUUUGUUAGUGUUAAGUACCUCAACUAUAAGAAAAUGGAACUUGGUUUUUAAA
Molecule: messenger RNA, 1736 nt
Organism: Cuscuta epithymum
Lineage: Eukaryota; Viridiplantae; Streptophyta; Magnoliopsida; Solanales; Convolvulaceae
Source: the annotation of a GenBank genome assembly